CCCAGCAUCAUCACCACCGGCCAUCACUUCAUUGUACGGGGCUGCUGCUGAUGCAGAGAUCAUAGCAAGCGAUUGUGUUUCUCUUAGUUAGUAACGGAAGCAUGCCAUGGAUGUGGUUUCUCACCCGUUAGGUCUUCACAUUGGAUGGGAAUCUGUUGUGAGCCCUUGUGUCUAAUAGGAGAAUGAGGAAGAGGAGGAACUGGAAACCUUGGGAGCACCUCGGAACGCUUAUAUGAAGUCUCAAUGAAAGCAUUAGAACAGCCUCUCUAGUUCUUGAAUCAAUGGCUAAGAAAGGGCGUACGAAGGGCGAGAAGCCCGAAGCCCUUAUUUCUGCCUUACAGGCAGCUAAUGAAGAUCUCAGGUCCAAGUUGACUGACAUUCAGAUAGAGCUGCACCAAGAAAAAUGCAAGGUGAGCAAACUGGAGCGAGACAAGGUGCAAGAGGUGAAGCGGGUGCGAGAGCAGGAGCAGCACCGUCAUACUGCCAUGCUAACAGAGCAGCGGGCAAAGUGGCAUGAGGAAAAGCAAAAGGAGCUCCAGGCUCUCAGGGAAAACCUGACACGGCAGCACGAGCAAGAACUGGCCCGCCAUGCUAAAAUCAAAGACCAGGAAAACCAGAGGCUGAAAGCAGCACUGAAUGCCAUGCGUGAUGGCAGUGGAGAGAAGGUACGCACAGCACUGACUCUUGAAGCCAAGGAGGACGCACGUCGUUUCUUUGACCAGGAGAGAGUUAAACUCCUGCAAGAGAUAGCAGAGCUGAAGGCCACUAAAAAGCAGACUGACGAGGCUCUCAGCAACAUGAUCCAGGCUGACAAGAUGAAGGCUGGGGACCUGCGGGUGGAGCACCAGCAGCACCAGGAGCAGAUCUCUAAGAUCAAAUGGGACUGUGAGAAAGACAUCCGCAGACUGGUGGACGAAAUCAAAGGUAAGGACCGCACCAUUUUCGCUCUGGAAAAAGAACUGGAAUCGACAUCGGGUUACUUACAGAAGCUGCAGCUUCAGAAGGAUGCCCUGGAUGAACAGUUAUUCCUUGUUAAGGAGGCUGAGUGUGGCCUGGGAAGCCCAAAAAGAGAAAUCCCAGGCAGAGCUGGAGAUGGUGCGGAGCACUGUGGCAGCCCAGACAUGAGGAGAAACCAGAGGCGUAUGGCUGAACUCAAUGCAACUAUACGCAAGCUGGAGGACCGCAACUCGCUGCUGGGGGAUGAGAGGAAUGAACUGCUGAAACGUGUUCGAGAGUCAGAGAAGCAGUGUAAGCCCCUGCUGGACAAGAACAAGCUGCUGAGUAAGAGGAAUGACGAUUUGACCCAGACGAUCCAGAAGCUGGAGGAGAAGCUGAAGAGCCUGAUGAAAGAAAACCUUGAGAUGAAGGAGAGGAUAAACUCUCAUCCUCCACUGAAGAAGCUAAAGUCUCUCAAUGACCUGGACCAAGCCCAUGAUGACCAGGAAAUAGCCUUUCUCAAGCUUCAAGUCUUGGAGCAGCAAAGCAUGAUUGAUGAACUGACAAGAGACCGAGAAAAACUCCUAAGAAAGAAACGGCAUAAAAGAAGUUCAAGGCCAAUAAAGAGGCAUAUCGUGGUUGAUACUUUCUUUGGGUAUGAUGAAGAGUCUAUGGACUCAGAGACAUCCUCAGUGGCUUCAUUUCGAAUGGACAGAACUCCUGCUACUCCUGAGGAAGACCUGGAUGAUAGUCUUGCCAACGAGGAGUCAGAGCUACGUUUCCGUCAGCUCACCAGGGAAUACCAGGCCUUACAGCGAGCUUACGCCCUGCUGCAGGAACAGAAAGGAGGCCUACUGGAUGCUGAAAUCGAAGCUAAGGCUCACGAACAGCUCCAAGCAGAGGUUCUCAGGUAUAAAGCCAAGAUAGAGGACUUGGAGAAGGAACUAACCCUGAAGGGACAGGACUCCAAAUGGGUUGAAGAGAAGCAGCUGUUCCUAAGAAGGAAUCAGGAGUUGUUAGAAAAGGUGGAAAAGUUGGAGUCAGACUGUAAUCGGCUGCAGCAGGAGCUUCAAGACUCCAAAGAUCAAAAUGAACUGUUAGAGUUUAGGAUACUGGAGCUAGAGGAGCGCGAGAGGAGGUCUCCUCCAUUCAACCAUUUGAGAAUGCAUCCUUUCUCUGAGGGAGUCAGUGCACUGCAGAUCUACUGUAUGAAGGAAGGAGUUAAGGAUGUCUGCAUACCAGAUCUCAUCAAACUGCUGGAUAUCCUUGGAGACAACGGGAACUUAAGGAACGAGGAGCAAGUGGCUAUUAUUCAGGCUAGCACUGUUUUGUCACUUGCGGAAAAGUGGAUUCAACAGAUUGAAGGGACAGAGGCAGCACUGCACCAGAAGAUGAUGGACCUGGAGAUAGAGAUGGAGAUGUUUUGCAAACAGAAAGGAUAUCUGGAAGAGGAGCUGGACUACAGAAAACAGGCCCUGGAUCAGGCAUACAUGCAAAUCCAGGAGUUGGAAGCAACCUUAUACAACGCCCUGCAGCAAGACAAGGUGAUAAAGUACGGCGAGCCUCUGGAUGAGCUUCAGAGGGACGAGCUGCGGACGGCGGUGGAGAAGCUGAGGAGGCAGAUGCUGAGGAAGAGUCGAGAGUACGACUGCCAGAUCCUCCAGGAGAGGAUGGAACUUCUGCACCAGGCCCAUCAGAGAAUUCGUGAUCUUGAAGAUAAGACAGAAAUCCAGAGGAGGCAGAUUAAAGACCUGGAGGAAAAGUUUCUGUUUCUGUUCUUGUUCUUUUCUCUUGCCUUUAUCCUUUGGCCUUGAAGUCUUUGGCGUGUCCUGUAGCAGAGGUGGUAUGUCAGCUUGGGGAUCUUGUUUGUGACUGCAGUGUUAUUUAUUUUCUGGACAAGUGUGAAACGGUGUGUGUAGCAGUGGCUGCUCGUGUCAUAACAUCAGUGACUGCUGUCGGUAUAGCUGGAUGUAUUGUGUGCUGGUCGGAUCACACUUCAGAUUUAUUAUUAUUAUUAUUAUUAAUAUUGUUUUUUAACCGGGUGAGGUUGGUUCUCAUCCUGCUGCCCAGGAUGAUAUUUUUAGGACAUUAAAUAUCUCUCCAAGCAGCUGAGAAUACAGACUGCAAGGAAUGGCAGGCAAUUGGGAAAACAGAUAUAGUGCAUUCAGACAUGUACACACACACACACACGCACACAUAAAUAGUUUUCAGACACACAUGCAUUUACAGACAUAUGCAGUUGCAAACACAUGCUUUGACAAUUUAAAAACCAAAGCCUGGGAUAUGUUCUCUCUGCCAUGCAGGGUAAUAAUAUAUCACUGACCAACAUUUAGCCCCAGUGGGAAUAUAAACAGACAGAGAGCUCAUAAACAACAAGGAAAACAAACCACAGGCCGCUCUUCUUUUUCCCCCUCUGUUUUUUUGGCGUUCAAACCUGAAAAGAAGUUCUUGAAUGCAACCACCCGGUGAACUGAAGCGAGCCAACUCAGGGCCUUACGCACGCAGAGGCCAUUUAAACAGUGCUGGUCUCAGGUCAGAUUAUAACAAGGAACUUUCGGGACCUGGUUUCUUCAACCAACUGCCCUGACAUUGCUGUUCAGAGAAUGGUGCUUACACACUGCUUGCACUCUCCAGAGGUCACGUCUGCAAAAGGACACAGCUACACUGCAGAAGCUGGUGUGUACAGACACUAAUGGGAGAUACGGGACACUCAGGUUGACAUGUCUUCACUGGACACACAUAACAGACUCGAGUGAAGGAAGGUGAAAAUAGAUUUUGGGAGAAAUGCCACACUUGGAUCCACUCAGCUCCACUCAGCCUGGAUCUGUACAGGAGAACAUACGGAUUGUCAAACUGCAUCUUCAUUUUUUCUCAAAAGCCAGCAGACUGUAAAAGCUUUACCCCCUGGUUGUCUUUUUUUCCCCUCCUUUCUGUUUUUUUUUUACAGCUCCUACCACUGACAGCCCAAGAGAAAACAUCCCCAUUCUGUAUUGUAAUAUAUACAUUGUUAAUAUGUACAUGUGUCUGAAUAAUUUCAUGUAGUCUCCCCUUUUUUCUGUGAAUAGUGGAAACUUUUGUUUAUUCUCUGAUGCAGCUUGAACAGUUGAUGUACUUGGCAGUUUAGAAAUGACUUGACAAGGGUGUAAAUUGCUCUGUUUUAUUGUGGUGAUGGCUGCAAAGAUGAACAUUGUUUCCUUGAAAAUUAUAAGUGAAAAAAAUAAUUUUAAUAUGAAUGUGGAAUAAUAUAAAUAUUUGCCACCCCUUCCCUCCCCCCCCCCCCACAUCCUUUAUCACAUACCGUGUAUUGGAUUUGUUGUUCUACUGUCUAUAUCGUGUUGCUCCAGCUGGCCAGCAGGGGGUGCUGCUGUCGACCUGUGCGACUUUCCCAAUUUGCCCUUUAAAGAAACAUGACCUUUUACCAAACUUGUAAAUAUUUCAGACUGGUUUCCGAUGAGCUCUGGUCACAAAACAACAUGUAACAGUCAUGUUGUCCGUGUUUGUUGGGCAAAAUUUCACUCCAUACUCUUAAUUUUGUAAGGAUGAAAGAAAAAAAUUAUAAAACAACACUACAACAUCAGACCUUCCUUUAUCCCAAGAAAACUGCAGGUCUCUUCUUUUUCUACUAACCAAAACAUCUUUGAUACUAAUGGCCCUGUUUUGCUAAACUCUGCUGGCCACUUAGGUGUCCACUUCCCCCAAAAGGAAACAGGAGAAAGUGGAUGCAACACAACACCUGCUUCACUUCUCUCCCGCCAAGCUGACUCUGCCCAGUCCCUAAAAUAUUUACUACUAAUACUCUGCCUGCUCCCCUUUUUACCCGAGCUACUGUAUCUGCCACUGAAUCACCUAUUGUAAGGCCGAGGGUACCUUCUCAUUGGAUGUCAUUACACAUCAGACAGUAACUACAGCCCAGUACAUUCACUUUAACUUAUCGAGGGGGGCGACUGAAAAUAUUGUGCAAACUCAACAGCAGUUGCCUUAAAUGCACUUUCCCCCCUUUUUCUGCCUGUAUUUCCAUGUUUAAUCUAUUUUUUCUUUUCCGGGUCAUUUAUGUAUCUCACAAAUAUACAUUACGAGAAUGUAAUGCGUGACAUUACAUGUAAUGUGUAUUCAUUUUUGUUUUUAUUUUACAGAGAUUUUCUUUUCUCCUUCUUCUGUCUGUCUUCCAAGGAGAAUAUAUAAUCCCUCCUAAUUUCAUUUAGAUUAUUUGAUAAACAGAAAAACGUAAUGCUGUAAAAAACAAAAAAAGAUUAAAUAAAAAAAUAUGGCCUAUGACCUUGAAGACUAAUUUGUCUUCUUUCUGCACCUUAAUUACAAACACUGAUUGGGAUUGUGUCUUGUAAGUGUACAUUACUAGAGGAAUGACUGCUAAAAUAUUCUUAAUUUAUUCACUGUAUUCCUGCUUUAAAUUUGUUAAAAAAAAUUUAAAUGCAAAACAGUUGCUUUUUUUUAAACUCCUUUUUUAAUGACACGUAAUCUGCCUUUUUCACGCUCAAUUAGUUGUUGCUUUAUUAUGUAUUUCAAAUAUUUAAGUGUUUAGCAAAAGCUGUUUUUUUACAUACUAUUUCCAAAGUCAGUAAUUUCUAUAUCUCCCCGUAUCAUCGUGUCAAACAUCUUUUUCUCACUUGUUUGUAACAAGAUUUCCUUCCCCUUCAUAAAAAGAGAGCGUAGGCUUUGAGCUGUAGCUGGUGGGUGGCUUUCUCAAAUCUUUGUUCUCCGAGCAUGUACCGCUCAAAAACGGACAGAAAUCCUUGACAGAACUAUCAUGUUUACUGGAGCUUCUCUAAGUUGCUUAAUAUUAAAGGGUAAAAAGUCUGGUU
Messenger RNA from Haplochromis burtoni (Burton's mouthbrooder), 5756 nucleotides. RefSeq names its product janus kinase and microtubule interacting protein 2 (gene jakmip2). The transcript is spliced from 24 exons. Lineage: Eukaryota; Metazoa; Chordata; Actinopteri; Cichliformes; Cichlidae. Bases 282 to 2750 code for a protein of 822 amino acids. The record is from RefSeq and is a predicted model, not a curated record. Gene Ontology annotation, molecular function: microtubule binding; kinase binding.